Leptinotarsa decemlineata (Colorado potato beetle) is the source of this 944-nucleotide messenger RNA. RefSeq lists its product as uncharacterized. NCBI's taxonomy places the organism in Eukaryota, Metazoa, Arthropoda, Insecta, Coleoptera, Chrysomelidae. The record is from RefSeq and is a predicted model, not a curated record.
GACAAAAACCGGCUGAAAAUCAUAUAAAAGCGAAAACCGCUACCAACAAACCAGUAUCAACUCAUUCAUCUCAGUAUUCACUUCAACAUGAAUACCUACAAAGGGCUUUGUGUGCUUGCCCUAGUGGCCUUAGUCGGAGUUUCGUUAACUCAAGCUCGUGAAAUAUCGAGAGACAAACGCGAAGUUAGUGACUUGGAAGCCGCUGCAUCUGGACACCACUGGAAAAAGGGAGGCGGCCACGAACAUCAUGCUGACCACCACAGCAGCCACGGUGAGAAGGGUGACAAGGGUUACAAAGGACACCACCACCACGAGAAGGGAGAAAAAGGCCACCACGACAAAGAAGGUCACAAAAAGCACUUCGAAGAACACGGAGGUCACAAGAAGAAGCACCACCACGAUGAUGGCUACCACGCUGAGCACCACAAGGGAGAGAAAGGAGAGAAAGGUCAUAAAUUCGGAGAGAAAGGAUCAUACAAGAAGGGGCACAGCACCAAGGGAGGACACGAUGUACACAAACUCGACGAAUACAAGAAGGAAAAACACUUCUUCGAUGAAGACCACGACUCCGGUCACCACGAGAAACACGGAGGAUACCACCACGAAGAUGGAUACAAAAAGGGAGGCCACAAGAAGGGAGGACACAAGAAAGGAGGACACCACGAAGACCACUACGGAAAGAAAGGCCAUCACGAGAAAGGUGACCACUACCAUGAGGAAGCAGGACACAAGAAAGCUGCCGGACACGAUGACCACUAUCACCACGACUCCAAAUACGGAAAGAAAGGCGGACACGAAGACCACAAGAAAUGGGGCUACAAGAAGGGUGGACAUUAAGGUCAUCGAACAAAAUGUGAUUCGACUAAAUUCUGUUAGUUUUAAUUAUGUUCUCUCUAUUGUUAUUGUUGCUUCGUUCUAUAUCAAUAAAAAGUGGUGAAAUAUUA